ACUAAAUAGACUUCUCAAAACAAAAUGAAAUUAUAAAUACACACACUAAUUAAGAAGAUUAGAUGAAGUCAAAAUUUUUUUCCAAAAUUACUUUUUCAUGUACCCAGUUGUCUAUUGUUUGUUGAAAAGACUUCUUUCCUUUUGAAUUGUUUGGCGCUCUUUUUUUCUUUUUUGUUUUUUUGAGACAGGGUUUUUCUGUGUAACCCUAGCUGUCCUGGAACUCACUCUGUAGACCAGGCUGGUCUCAAACCCACAGAGAUCUGCCUGCCUGUGCCUCCUGGGUGCUGGGAUUAAAGACGUGCACCACCACCACCUCCUGGCUUGGUGCUCUUUUUGAAAAUAAAUUAAUCCAGCUCUCUGGAGACUGAGGUAGGAGGCUGCUUAAAGCUAGCUUGAACUAAAUCAUGAUUUCCUGUCUUGGGGAAAAUAAAAAAACAAAACACAAAACAAGACAAAGUAAAAAAAAAAAAAAUCAAGACAGGAUCAUUCUAUGUAGUCCUGUCUGUCCUGGAAUUUGCUAUGUAGACCAGGCUGGCUUCAAACUCACAGAGAUUCUCCUGGCUCAGCCUCAUGAGUGCUGGGGUUAAAGGUGUGCACCACCAACUUCAAAGAAAAAAUGAUUAAACCAUAAAUUCAGAAACCUUAGUUCUAUCCCCUUCAUCUUUUUGUGAACAAACUUUUAAUUACUAUGGAUAUGAAGAAAUUUUGAAAACCUGGAAAUGUAAGUCUUCCAAAUUUAGUCUUUUUUGUUGUUGUUGUUAUUGUUGUUGUUCUUUUAGCUUUUCGAGACAGGGUUUCUCUGUGUUGCUUUGGAGCCUGUCCUGGAACUCACUCUGUAGACCUGGCUUGCCUCUGGCCUUGAACUCACAGAGAUCUGCCUGUCUAUGCCUCCCAAGUGCUGGAAUUAAAGGCGUGCACUACCAUCACCUGCCUCAAAUUUAGUCUUUUAUGAUAGUUUGACUUUGGGGAGGAGGUCUGAACAUCCACAUGAAUUAUAGAAUCAGUCUGUCUUCCAGACUUGAGAUCUUCCUGCCUCUGCCUCUGCCUCCCAGAGGGCUGGGAUUAAAGGUGUGUGCCAACUGCCGACUUGCUCGUAGUUUUCUACAGGGAAGCUAGCUGGGUUUCUAACAGGGAUUGCUCCUAAUCUGCAGACCGAGGCUGAGGUGAAGGCCUCUGGAGGUAUAGUGCUUUAGGCAAACGCUGUACCAUGAACUGUACCCCAGUCCACAGCUUUAAGACUGUUACCAUGAAUAUGUUUCCCUUUUAUUUAGGCCUUUAGUUAUUUGUCUAUGCUGUGUUAGCAGGCCUCUGCAACCACCAGGACAUACAAAGGGUUGGUCUGUGAGGAGCAAGAAGGAAAUCCAGUUCGACGUGACUCAGUAGCCGGUAUUGGUUCAAACUUCUAGAGUCUGACACUGGGCAGUUUAUUGUAGGCGUAGUUAAGUACAGUACAGUUUGAGAAAAGGUUUCCUGCUGUAACAAUCCCCUGUGUACAAUGAAGCAUAAUUAGAUCAAAACUCUUCUCAGUUCUAGAGAUAGGCUACUUGUGUUAUCAGAUCUGGUCUCCAUCUCAUCAUACAGACACAUAGAGGUCAUCAUCCGGGCUAUUAGCCACCUCUGGUUCUGGUUGUGGGAGCUUGGGGUAUCCAGGUAUGGUCUGGCUGUAUAGAUAGCACAGGGGUCACCUAGGCUAUUAGCUACCUCCUGUACCAACGUUCUGAGCUGAAGUUCUACGUCUCUUUUCUUUGGUAGGACAGCCCCGUGUGUUUAACAUUCUGGUUUCUCUAGUGCUGUUUAUGACAACCAAGGACAUUUAUGUUCCCAGAAUAUGUAUUGUUUUGGUAGAAGGGAUCAAAGCAGGGCCUAUCACAUGCCAGGGAGGUGCUCUACCAUCGUGAAGUGUUACAUUUCUUAUUCCUUUUCUCUCCCCCUUUUUUUUCUUCCUUUUUUUUGAGACAGGAUAUAUGUCCCUGACUGUCCUGGAUCUAUCUCUCUGUGUAGACUAGGUUGUCUCGAACUCACAGAGAUCUUCUGCCUCCUGAGUUCUGGGUUUAAAGGCGUGCACCAUCAUCAUGCCCAGUAUUUCUUCCUAGUUUUUUUUUUGUUUUUGGUUUUUCGAGACAGGGUUUCUCUGUAGCUUUGGUGCCUGUCCCGGAACUAGCUCUUGUAGACCAGGCUGGCCUUGAACUCCCAGAGAUCCACCUGCCUCUGCCUCCCGAGUGCUGGGAUUAAAGGCGUGCGCCACCACCGCCUGGCUUCCUAUUUUUUUUUUUAAAUAAUUUUUUGAGAUUUACUUUAUGCGUAUGGGUUUAUUUAUUUUAUAUGUAUUGUUUUGUCUAAAUCUAUAUCUGUUCUACAUGUGGACAAUGCCAAAAGAAGUAGAACUCCCAGGAAGUGGAGUUACAGGCAGCCAUGCAGGUGCUGGGAAUCAAACUCAGGUGCUCUGGAAGAGCAGUCAGUCCUCUUAACUCUAUCUCCUUCUUCCUUCAUUUUGAGACAAGAUCUGAAUAUGUGGCCCAGGCUGACCUCACAUUUGUGAACCUCUUGCCUCAGUCCUCCUUGGCUAGAAUUACAGGGAUAUACCACCAUGUCCAACCCAGCAACUAAGACAUAAAGUUUUCAUUCACUAAAAAAUCAUGGUUGAGGGGAGUGUGCCAUGGCACAUAUGUGGUGGUCAGAGGACAACUUUAUGGAAUUUCUUCUUUCACCUUUAUGUAGGUUCUGGGGCUUGAACUGAGGUUGUCAGACUUGUAAGGCAAGCACUUUUACCUGCUGAGUCAUCUUUUAGGUCCCCCCCUUUUUUUUUUGGAGCAGGAGCAAGGGUCUUAUGUUACUCAUGUUGGCCUUGAAUUCAUAUGUAGCCAAGGAUAGCCUUGAACUCCUUAUUCUCUUGCCUCUGCCUCCCAAGUGCAGGGAUUCUAGGUGACACUCACUGUGUCUAGCUCCAUACACUCCCUACUCCUUACUUUUUUGACAGCAUUGCCAGGUAUGAACUUCACCCUGUUUCAAAAUCAAGUUUUCCUAGGGACAGCCUUAGGACUCUAUUUUACAGCCUACCUCAACCCUGGGUAAUUUCUCUAAGCUGUGCUGUGGACAAUGGCGCACUUCCUCCUGGCUGGCCCUGCUGCCUAAAAAGCAGGGUGCUGGGACAGGACGGAGGUCUCUGGCAUUUUCUGCUUGCCUCUUCCUAUGAAUGUGCUGGAGCUUGGACCAUGGGCUUCUCAGCCUGCUAGGCUUGAAAGUAGAACCUCCCUGUCAUCUGUCAGUAGGACUGGAGAGAAGAAAGCCCCUGGUUAGUCUGUCACCCAACAGAUAUCCAGCCUGUGCACUGUGGAGUAGAUGGGAGAUGAGGAAGGCUGACACCUGCUCUUCUAGGCAGACACUAACUUUGACAGGGAGCUGCGGCAGCAAGAGCUUCACUGGGCAUGUGCCCACAGCGCUGGAGACUUGCAGGUACUUGUGGUCCACACGACCUUCAUGUGGAAAGUAGAACGUGUGUGUGGCAAAGAAGUGGCUCUCUUGUGGGCCACAGAAUCAAGCACUGUUUGAGUGUGGACACAUUGCUCUGUGCUUUGAUCCUCUAGUAUUGACCAUGUCCAUGCCCACUGAAGGCACCCCACCGCCCCUAAGUGGUACCCCCAUCCCAGUUCCAGCCUACUUCCGACAUGCAGAACCUGGUUUCUCCCUCAAAAGACCUGGGGGCCUCAGCCGGAGCCUUCCACCUCGGCCCCCUGCCAAGGGCAGCAUCCCUAUCAGCCGUCUCUUCCCUCCACGGACCCCAGGCUGGCACCAGCCCCAGCCCCGGAGGGUGUCAUUCCUGAGUGAGACCUCAGAGACCCUUCAGAGUCCUGGGUAUGACCCACGCCGGCCAGAGUCCUUCUUUCAGCAGAACUUCCAGAGGCUUAGCCGCCUAGGUCGUGGCUCCUAUGGAGAGGUCUUCAAGGUGCGCUCCAAGGAAGAUGGCCGACUUUAUGCUGUUAAACGCUCCUUGUCUCCAUUCCGAGGCCCCAAAGACCGAACUCGCAAGCUGGCUGAGGUAGGCGGCCAUGAGAAGGUGGGGCAGCACCCACACUGUGUGAGACUGGAACAGGCCUGGGAGGAGGGCGGCAUCUUAUACCUACAGACGGAGCUCUGUGGGCCCAGCCUGCAGCAACACUGUGAAGCCUGGGGAGCCAGCCUGCCAGAAGCCCAGGUUUGGGGCUACUUGCGGGACACUCUUCUGGCUCUGGACCAUCUCCAUAGUCAAGGCCUAGUUCACCUUGAUGUCAAGCCUGCCAACAUCUUCUUGGGGCCUCGGGGCCGCUGCAAGCUGGGUGACUUUGGACUACUGGUGGAUCUGGGUUCAACUGGCGCUGGUGAGGCCCAGGAGGGAGACCCGCGCUACAUGGCCCCAGAACUGCUGCAGGGCUCCUACGGGACAGCCGCAGAUGUGUUCAGCCUGGGUCUCACCAUCUUGGAAGUGGCCUGCAACAUGGAACUACCCCAUAGUGGGGAGGGCUGGCAGCAGCUGCGCCAGGGAUACUUGCCCCCUGAGUUCACUGCUGGUCUGUCUUCUGAGCUUCGUUCUGUCCUCACCAUGAUGUUGGAGCCUAACCCCCAGCUGCGAGCCACAGCUGAGGCCCUGCUGGCCCUGCCCAUGCUGAGGCAGCCACGUCCCUGGAAUGUUCUGUGGUAUAUGGCUGUAGAAGCCCUAAGUCGAGGUUGGGCCCUGUUACAGGCACUGAUCACUCUGCUCUGCUGGUUUUGGCAUGGUCUGGCUCAUCCCGCCAGCUGGCUGCAGCCUCCAGGCCCACCGGCCACACCGCCUGGCUCUCCACCUUGCAGCCCACUCCUGGACAGCAGCAUCUCCAGCUGGGAUGAUGGCAGCACAGGUCCCUCACUCUCCCCAGAGACCAUCCUGUCCCGGAUCACGAGGAGAACCUCUACCCCUCGAGGCAGGUACAAACCAAGGGAUGCCCUAGACCUAACUGACAUGGACUCAGAGCCUCCUAGAGGUCCCUGUCCUACCUUUGAGCCACGGAACCUCCUCAGCCUGUUUGAGGACUCACUAGACCCAGCCUGAGCCACAGGCCCAGCCUUGGUGCUUUUAAAUCUCUG
Molecule: messenger RNA, 5097 nt
Organism: Alexandromys fortis (reed vole)
Lineage: Eukaryota; Metazoa; Chordata; Mammalia; Rodentia; Cricetidae
Gene: Pkmyt1
Product: protein kinase, membrane associated tyrosine/threonine 1
Exons: 8
Coding region: 3593-5062 (489 amino acids)
Biological process (GO): meiotic cell cycle; protein phosphorylation; negative regulation of G2/MI transition of meiotic cell cycle
Cellular component (GO): cytoplasm; nucleus
Molecular function (GO): protein tyrosine kinase activity; ATP binding
Source: RefSeq, a predicted model, not a curated record